Fimicolochytrium jonesii is the source of this 1231-nucleotide messenger RNA. RefSeq lists its product as uncharacterized. The record is from RefSeq and is a predicted model, not a curated record. The transcript has 6 exons. Gene Ontology annotation, molecular function: SNAP receptor activity; SNARE binding. Gene Ontology annotation, cellular component: Golgi membrane; endomembrane system; SNARE complex. Bases 176 to 952 code for a protein of 258 amino acids. Lineage: Eukaryota; Fungi; Chytridiomycota; Chytridiomycetes; Spizellomycetales; Powellomycetaceae. Gene Ontology annotation, biological process: endoplasmic reticulum to Golgi vesicle-mediated transport; intracellular protein transport; vesicle fusion.
CUGUGCGCACUGAGAGGGAGGGAGGACAACCCGCGUGGAGAAACCGAUUCCCUCACUUCCCUCAGUUCGCUCAGUUACGCAGGCAAACACCCAGCUACUCAACUUCACUUUCGGAGGUCGGAGACCGACAGUUUCCGCAUCCCCAGUGCCACUACAGAGACGGUCACGCCAGACAAUGUCAAACUACACCGACCUGGAGAAAGGUCGCCCACAAAACAACCCGGCAUGGGAAAAACAACAACUCACACUGACCCUCCUCGGCGAAGAUAUAUCAGCUCUGAUACUCGAAAAGAAACACGCAACACGGGCAGGGCUCGAUACUUCCGAGCAGGAUGGGAAGAUUAAACGACACCUCGCGACGAUGAAGGAUGGAAUAGGGCGGUUGGAGCAGAGUUUGUCCGAGGCGGAGGAUGCAGGCGGGAGAGAUGUGACAGAGCUCCGCAGAUGGGAAGAGUCGGUGCUGCAACUCAGUCAAACGCACGAUCGGCUGGAUGUGAUGUCCCGGGGUGAGGACGGCGCACAUCUAUUGGCCAAAAAGGAGCUCCUGGCCCGCCCAUCAUCAGGCAACUCCGCAAAAGGCAAAACGGUCCGCUUCACCGAACCCUUCGACGGAACCGAGUCCAACGACGGGAUAGAAAUGGACGCCGGCUCAUCCUUACAGCUACAUCAACGGAUAAUGGACGACCAAGACAACCAACUCGACGAACUGGCCGAAACCAUCGGUCGCCAAAAACAGAUCGGCCUCAUGAUCAACGACGAGCUGGAUCUGCAUGUUGAUUUAUUGGAGGAGACCGAGACAAGGGUGGAUAACACACAUAGGAGGUUGCAGGGUGCCGGGCGGCGGUUGGAGCAGGUUUUGUUAAGUGGGUCGAGGAAUUCGAAAGGAAACACACUGAUCUGCAUACUAGUCGGCAUCCUCAUCCUGGUGAUCGUCAUUGCAAAGAAGUUUUAGGACCUUCCUCCCCUCGUCGGAAAACCCCGGACCUUCUUUGGGCGUCUUCAACGCUGCCCUCCUCCUGGCGCAAUCCAUUGGGCAUUUGCCCGCAGCUGCUUCCUCACACAAACACACUGUAAAUAUGUGGAUACUGUACAUACAUACUACACACCAUGCUCAACCUACCAUUUGUUGCUGGUUCGUGGCCUCAUUGUCCGUUCCGAUUGUGGCGGAACGUUCUGGUGUGGAUCAGACUCGCGUCUCUCAUAGAUGAGUGGUUGUUUUUUUUUGGACGUU